Aplysia californica (California sea hare) is the source of this 2620-nucleotide messenger RNA. RefSeq names its product sedoheptulokinase. Gene Ontology annotation, cellular component: cytosol. The coding region runs from base 268 to 1785 and encodes 505 amino acids. Gene Ontology annotation, molecular function: sedoheptulokinase activity. Gene Ontology annotation, biological process: carbohydrate metabolic process. The transcript has 6 exons. The record is from RefSeq and is a predicted model, not a curated record. NCBI's taxonomy places the organism in Eukaryota, Metazoa, Mollusca, Gastropoda, Aplysiida, Aplysiidae.
AAGUACUUUAACAGCUCUGCCUGGGGGGGGAUGUUUGUUUCUUGAGACAUAUAAUAUAGGCCUAGGGCCUAAAAUAUAAUAUUUUGUAACAGUUAAAAAGACAGCACAUAUGUUACAGUUUAUUUUAGUAAUUCGUACUUUUUUUUGUUAAUCUUUAUAAAGUCUAUUAAAAUGUUAAAACCUUUUUUCCACUUUUUUUGUCUACAGACUCCCGCUGUACUGUAUUUGUAAAGAAUACUUGAAACCAUUUAAGCUACUCUCAGCAUAAUGAGCCAUGUAGGAGUAACCUCAGAAGGUGACAGUGUCGGUCUGGCUUCACGUCAGGGCUUAUGGCUUGGCGUUGACCUUGGAACUACUUCGGUGAAAGCUGUCCUUCUUGAUGCAGAGGGCAAAGUUGUUGCUACUGCCUCUAAAGCUACUGACACUCAGGUUGAAAGUAGUAUAGGAAGCUCCGGCAAUGAACAGAAUUCUAGGAAAAUACUGGAGACUGUCAAUGAUGUCGUUGUGCCAUUACUCCAGCAGCAUGCUGGUCCUGUUGAAGGCAUUGGUCUCACAGGACAAAUGCAUGGUGUUGUUUUGUGGGGAGCGCGAAAAGAACUUGUUGGAGAUGAUCAGUUCCCCACUCUGGACAUGGGACGGCCGUGCAGCAAUAACUACACCUGGCAAGAUCAAAGAUGCUCUCAGGAGUUCUUAGACACCCUUCCGAGACCUAGUAGUACCCGCCAGUCUCUCUCCACGGGUCAUGGAUGUGCGACCCUCUACUGGCUUGUGAAAAAUGUACCUGGCUUCUUUGACAAGUCAAGUUUCACCAGCUGUGGUUGUAUCAUGGAUUUUUUAACAUACUGUUUGUGUGACCUUGAUGAGGGUGUCACGUCUGACCAGCUCGCUGCCAGCAUGGGAUACUAUCAUGAAACUUCACACAGCUGGGACAAAGAGCUGUAUGAGGACCCUGUAUUUCCUAGCAGCCUGUUGCCCAAGAUUGUCCCGGUGGGAACAAAAGUGGGUCUCACAAGCCCUCAUCUCGCUGGCUGGCCUCAGGAUGUACCUGUGUAUGUCUGUAUGGGGGAUGUGCAGUGUGCCACUUAUGCCCUACUGAAGGACAACCAUGACGCAGCCAUCAACAUCAGCACCUCCAUCCAGCUGGGCUUUGUGAUGUCCCCUGAGGACGUGGCCAGUCUGACGCCUUCAUGUCCACCAAGCCUAGCCUUCUUCCCGUACUUCCAGGGUCAGUUCCUUGCCUUGUGCGCUGGCCUCAACGGCGGGAACGCUCUGGGAUAUCUGGCCGAGUGUUUGGGCGCGUGGAUAGUAUCCCUGGGUUUUGCACAAGACAUUUCUACACCAGCUCUUUUGCUCAAGCUUCAAGAACUGGCAGAGAGCGACAGUGUUGAUGGUGAAGCCUCAGCUGAGGACGGCACGGACGUCUUGCAGUUCUCCCCAGCCUUCUUUGGAGAGCGCCACGACCCUUCCCUCCGGGGACACAUUGGCGGCCUGAGCGGCAGCAACUUUGCCAGUGUCGGCAAGAUUUUCCGAGCGGCGUCUGAAGGCCUUUUGAAUCACCUUCACAGUAUGAUCUCUGCCAAGUUUUUAGUGAGCCAAGGCAUUUCUCGUCUUUUGGUCUCGGGUUCGGUGCCCGUGAGGAAUUCGAUAGUGAGGCGGAGGUUGGAGGAACUGUACUCCGGGGAGUCCCUGCAGGUUGUGAUGAACCCCGAGGGUCAGGAGGCCGUGGGGAGUGCCGUGGGCGCCGCCCUGGUGGUCAUGAGAACUCAGCUGCCAACUAGUAUGUAGAAAAUGUAUUAGUCUAUUUAAAAUGGACAUGGUUAAUGAGGAAACAGAGGUAAACGUAAAGAAAAUAGAUUCCCCGUUUUUUUCUUUUUAUAUUUGAACAAUCUUUCAAAAUAGAAAACAAAGGUAAACCUUAGAAAACCUGGCAGCCCUCUAGAUAAACUGGUUUAAGGCAACCUCCACCGUAAUACAUUUUUGAGGGUCUAAGCACAGUAAUCUGCUUUCCUAUUGGAAAAUACAUAAUCUCUGUUUUUUAGUUUUGCUUCCCGUGGACUUGCCGAUACUGAAGAAAAAUUCGGAACAUUCAUGAAUGAAUUUUUGAAAAAUAAUGUGGACAAUGCUCUUAAGUCAAUUGGAGAAGACCUUUUGCUGCAGGUCUACUCUGAAUAGCUUGAGUUUAUUGAAUGUAGGAAAUUGUGUAUGAAGGAUACCAUUUGAAGGCUGGUUAGUAAGCCUAUCCCCACCAUGGAUGCUCUGUUGGCUCAGUUCAUUUCGUGCUAGACUACAGAGCAGAUGGUCCUGGUUCGAAUCCCAGAAUUGGCGUUCUUGAACUCGGAUCAUUUUGUGGAGUUUUCUGGGCUCUCAACUCAUUUGGCUCGGCCAUGUCGGAGACAGACGUUUAAUUUGGAGGUGCCACCUCUUACAUAUCCUGAUAGUAUUAAACCCAUACACUUACUUUUUACUCCCCACCAUCUUGACCCAGCGUUUAGGUUUAGUCUGGUUUUAUUUUUGGUUUUGGUUUUGGAACUUGUCAGUUACGUGAGCUAGAGAGUUAUCCAGACCAACAUAGGCAGCCGUGGACAAAUGAGGAUUGAGAAGGGUUUUUUUUCCUUUCUUU